AUGUCGACCAGGUCAAGUCAUCAUCUUGUCAUCUUUGCCUUGGCGCUGCUAGCUGCUAGAAGUGGCGCCCAACCGGUGAAAAAAGGAGUGGAAAUGGAGCUGCUAAGUGGAAAGGAAACAGAAGCAACAACCACUGAGCGACCCCAUCUCGUCAUCGAGGAGUUGGAACCGAUGAGGUAUCACUUUGUCACCGAGCAUCGACCCACUUCUAUGGGGCAGAACUACUAUCUAAAACCCGGGCAGUUGGUGGGAAGCGUAGUCCUGGACUCGGACAGCCUGCAGGUGCGACACGAACAGGACGAUGGCAAACCGGUGGCCAGCAAGCACAACAUCCUCUAUGUGGCCUAUGCCAAGGAUCUGGUCGAAGGACCAGGCGUUAAUAAUAUUACGGUUACUAAUAAUAAUAACGUGUGGGCUCGAGUCUACGGAGGCAUCAGUUCCAAGUUCCCAACGAGCUGGAACAGCAGCUAUCCAACGCUUGAGAACCAAGAAUCCAUUAAGAUGCGCUCCUUUGCAGUUGUGAUCUUCACCCUGGCCUCUGUGGUUUUGGGCACUCCGCUUAGUAACUCCUAUCUGCCCCCGAAAGUGGGCGCCCAAAGUGGCUACAACGCGGCGGCCUCCAGUUCCUUGGGAUCGUAUGCAGCUCCUUCGGGAGCCUCCUUUGCCCGCAGGACUCACUCGGUGGUUUCAGCUGCAGCUCCUUCCAGGCAGUACUUAGCUCCAGCUGCUUCCGCAUCCCAUGGAUCCUACUCCUCACCAUCCGUAUCCCAUGGAUCUUACUCUGCUCCAUCUGUAUCCCAUGGAUCCUACUCCUCACCAUCCGUUUCUCAUGGAUCUUACGCCUCACCAUCUGUUUCUCAUGGAUCCUACGCCUCACCAUCUGCAUCCCAUGGAUCUUACUCCUCACCUUCUGUAUCUCAUGGAUCUUACUCCUCACCAUCUGCAUCCCAUGGAUCUUACGCCUCAACAUCUGUAUCCCAUGGAUCCUACGCCUCUCCAGCUGUUUCUGCAUCCCAUGGAUCCUACUCCUCUGCCUCCCACACCAGUUACUCCGCUCCGGUGGCCGCUCCCUCCAGGAAGUAUUUAGCUCCGGCAGCCUCAUCCCAUAGCAGUUACUCCGCUCCCGUGGCCACCGCCCACAAGAGCUAUGCUGCAGUUGCUCCAGCCGUUGCCCAUGGAGGUUCAUCUCAUUCCCAAGGCUCCUACGCUGCUCCAUCGGCUUCUUAUAGCUCCUAUUCCGCUCCAGUUGCAGCUCCUUCCAGGCAAUAUUUGGCCCCCGCUGCCUCGCAAAGGAGUUACAGCUCCGUGGGAUCUGCAGCCUCAUCCUCCCAUGGCACAUAUGCCGCUCCAGCUGCCGUCUCCCAUGUGAGUUUCUCCAAUGGCUCGAGCCAGGGAUCUAGCCAUGGAUCUGGCCACGUCGUUCUCCAAGGAUCUGGUCUGCGAUCUGGCCACAAAUCGGGCUCCUACGCUUCCAACGGCGGCUAUGAGUACCGCCUGAGGCAUUGA
Molecule: messenger RNA, 1506 nt
Organism: Drosophila takahashii
Lineage: Eukaryota; Metazoa; Arthropoda; Insecta; Diptera; Drosophilidae
Source: RefSeq, a predicted model, not a curated record